GAGUGGGGUGGGAAGUUGCAGUAUCCACUCCGGACAAAAGGUGUUAUGAUUCCAUUCUCUUGCUAUAAAAGCAAAUGUCUCUCCUUUUAUGUAGCCAAUCACAACUAUCUAAUUACCCCUCUCACUCUCUCCUUUAUUACAACAUUCUCUUUUUAUCUCCAUUCUUUUCUUGAUAAAUACCAAAUCUUUGUCUUGAUAAUCUUCAUCCUCGGCCUCUGCAAGAAUGACAGUAGAUGACAAAAUUGAUGGUGAAAAAGAGCAAUUCCCUGUGGGCAUGAGAGUUCUUGCUGUUGAUGAUGACCCCACUUGUCUUAGGCUCUUGGAUACUUUGCUCAGGCGCUGCCAGUACAAUGUAACGACCACGAGUCAAGCAGUAGUGGCAUUGCAGAUGUUAAGGGAAAACAAGAACAAGUUCGACUUAGUUAUCAGUGAUGUCCAUAUGCCUGACAUGGACGGUUUCAAGCUGCUAGAGCUUGUGGGACUUGAGAUGGACUUACCUGUCAUAAUGUUGUCUGCAUAUGGUGAUACGGAGCUUGUAAUGAAAGGUAUCAGUCAUGGAGCUUGUGAUUAUUUGCUGAAACCUAUUAGAAUUGAAGAGCUAAAGAAUAUAUGGCAACAUGUAAUUAGACGAAAGAAGCUUGAACCAAAGGAUUCAAAAAAUUCUGAUAAGCCUUGUGUCGACUCUGGAGAUUCUAGAGAAGGGUUUCAAGGGAUCGGAGAACCUGAGCCAAACGGAAAAAAUAACAGAAAAAGGAAGGACCAAAAUGAGGACGACGAUGAAGAGCGUGAUGAGAAUGGACAGAAUGAUGAUGAUCCCUCUAUGCAAAAGAAACCUCGGGUUGUGUGGUCUGUAGAGCUGCAUCGCAAAUUUGUUGCAGCUGUGAAUCAGCUAGGUCUAGAUAAGGCUGUGCCGAAAAGAAUUUUGGAUUUGAUGAAUGUGGAAAAUCUUAGUAGGGAGAAUGUGGCCAGUCAUCUUCAGAAAUAUAGGUUAUACCUGAAAAGAAUCAGUUGCGUAACAAGCCAGCAAGCUAAUAUGGCUGCAGCUUUAGGAAAUGCAGAUUCUGCUUUUUUGCGAAUGGCCUCUCUAAAUGCACUUGGAAAUCUUCCUACUAUGGAUAGUUCUGGGCAGUUUCAGAGUGUAGCUUUUAAUUCCUUUUCCCCCAGUAGCGUGCUUGGUAGGUUGAACUCUCCUGCAGGUUUGGGAAUUCGUAGCCUCUCUUCUUCAGGAGCGGUUCAAUUUGGUCUUGCUCAGAAUUCAAGCAGCUCCAUAAAUGGUACUGCUAAUUUUCACUCAGCUCCACAAACAGGAAAUCAGAAUGGAAUACUUUAUGGCAUGCCAAUGUCAACUGAAAUACAUCAGUUGCCACAUAGCAACAAUGUAAAUUAUGGAGUGCUCCCAGUUACCGAAUCAAUGAUUUAUACCAAUUCCAUUAGUUCUUUGGAUGGAAAAGUAAAUGUCACUGGCCUAAGCAACAGUCAAUAUUCUGCUUCAGAUGGUUUCUCAGAUGUGAAAAUACAUGUUGGUAGUUCAAGCAACGCUUGUUUUGGUAUGCCAAAUAACUCCCUAGUGGUAGAUGGACACCACCUACAUUCCCAGGGAUUAGGUGGUUCGGUAAAUCAAUCUCUAGCAACAGCCAACUCCUUGAAUUCAGGUUUUUCUUUUCAAAUGCCAGAUAUAGAAAGACGUGGUACUUGGCCAAGUGCUGUUCAGUCAUUAGGCGACCAAACAAAUUUGCACAGAUCAAAUGACUGUUUUAGACAUACCAGUCCAAGUAUUCUGAGAGAUAACAGCCUUUUAGUGCCCUUAAAUAUUGGAAGUGAUCCUCAUGAUGCUUCUUCCUUCACACUAAGACCAACACAUGUGCCAGAUGGUAACAUUGAUCUCUUACAAUGCCAAUCAGCGAGCAGCAACACCCUACAGGGCUGGGGGGACAGUAAACAAGAUGCAGUUCCUCAUCAGACAAAUCUUAUAAGCAGCUCAGUGAACUCCUGGCUACCGCAAGGUGUUUCAAGUUCAUUCGACCCAAGUGUAAUGUCGUCAAACAACGAGCAUUGGAGACAACUUUAAUGGUUGAGUACCUGGCUAUGAAAGGCUAGCUACUCUCGUUAUAGUGUUGACUCCUUGAAAGGUCUAGCAAGUUUAACGAAGGGACAUGUAUAAUUAAUAUUAAAGUUAAAGAUAUCUUAAUGGUUUCGCAGCUUUUGCCUUAUUUGCAUGCCUAUAUGCUUAUGCUUCAUGAAGCACAUAUAUUUAUUCAACUAAUGGCUAUAUUUUGGUUGUUCUA
Daucus carota subsp. sativus is the source of this 2285-nucleotide messenger RNA. RefSeq names its product two-component response regulator ARR12. The transcript is spliced from 6 exons. The record is from RefSeq and is a predicted model, not a curated record. The coding region runs from base 224 to 2068 and encodes 614 amino acids. Gene Ontology annotation, biological process: cytokinin-activated signaling pathway; phosphorelay signal transduction system. Gene Ontology annotation, molecular function: DNA binding. NCBI's taxonomy places the organism in Eukaryota, Viridiplantae, Streptophyta, Magnoliopsida, Apiales, Apiaceae.